Molecule: messenger RNA, 1074 nt
Organism: Miscanthus lutarioriparius
Lineage: Eukaryota; Viridiplantae; Streptophyta; Magnoliopsida; Poales; Poaceae
Source: the annotation of a GenBank genome assembly
AUGGUCGUCAUGGGCAAGGAGGAGGAGAAGCAGCAGCAGCAGCUGGAGGAGGAGGUCCAAGAAGAAGUACGAGUCGUCGUCCAGAAGGAGACGACGGCGGAUGAGGAGGCCGAGGCGGCGCUGGUGCACAAGAUCUCCGGCCUGGCCGCCGCCAUCGCGAAGCUGCCGUCGCUGAGCCCGUCGCCGGAGGUGAACGCGCUCUUCACCGACCUCGUCACGGCCUGCAUCCCGCGCAGCACCGUGGACGUGGAACGCCUGGCCCCGGAGCUGCAGACCAUGCGCGCGUCGCUCAUCCGCCUCUGCGCCGACGCCGAGGCCCUGCUGGAGGCGCACUACUCUGACCUGCUGGCGGGCUUCGACAACCCGCUGGACCACCUGACGCUCUUCCCCUACUUCAGCAACUACCUCCUGCUGAGCCAGCUGGAGCACGGCCUGCUGGCGCGCCACGUCCCGGGCACGCCGCCGGCCCGCGUCGCCUUCGUCGGCUCCGGCCCGCUCCCGCUCAGCUCCCUCGUGCUCGCGGCCCGCCACCUCCCCGCGGCGGCCUUCGACAACUACGACAUCUGCGGGGACGCCAACGACCGGGCGCGCCGCCUCGUGCGCGCCGACGCCGCGCUCGCCGCCCGCAUGGCGUUCCGCACCUCCGACGUCGCCAACGUCACACGGGACCUCGCCGGAUACGACGUCGUCUUCCUGGCGGCGCUCGUCGGCAUGGCUGCCGAGGAGAAGGCCCGCGUGGUGGAGCACCUCGGGAGGCACAUGGCCCCUGGCGCCGCGCUGGUGGUGCGGAGCGCGCACGGCGCGCGCGGGUUCCUGUAUCCCGUCGUGGACCCCGAGGAGAUCCGCCGCGGCGGCUUCGACGUGCUCGCCGUGCACCACCCGGAGGGGGAGGUGAUCAACUCCGUCAUCAUCGCGCGCAAGCCUGUCCCCGCCGUCGACGCGCACGCCGUCGCUGGGGUGGGGCACGCGCACGCACACGGCGCCGUGCUCAGCCGGCCCUGCCUCUGCUGCGAGAUGGAGGCCCGGGCGCACCAGAAGAUGGAGGAGGUGGCCAUGGAGCAGCUGCCGUCCUAG